AUGGCUGAUGUGCUGUACUCGUCAACGUACCUGACCACGCCUUUAUUUAAUCUUGACAAAUGGGGGUUCGAAGCAUCGUACGAAUGUUGGAGACAGGAAUCAGGCUUCGAUAAAUUCUGGGAAGAAACUAAAAAGCGUUCACGGCUAGAUAGGGCCAUCAAUGACUGCGCUUUACGGGCUAUCUUUGACCACCUUAGAGAACUGCUGGCCGCAGAGCAGUAUGUCCGAGAUAACCCUCAACCGCCAACAAGCGACUCGUUCCGAUGGAUGAAUGCGCGACGCGAAGAGUGUGAGUCCCGCCUCCUUAGUGGCUAUACCGAGCUGGACGGAGCAGCAUCGGGCAAUCACUUAAGAGGCAGUGAGAGUAUCAUGCUAGCAGCAUGUACUUGCCUGGCAGCAAUCUGCUGGAUCGAAGUAACCUUCGGUUUUGCGUUGCCGAAAAAAAGAGAUCUGUUGCUCUCUCGACUCACUACUUGUAUCUCAAACUGUGGGGCUGUGCUUUCAGGUAAGCUCAAACUUUGGAUUUUGUUCGUUGGACUACUACUGGAGGGCUCCGUUCGAAAUUCACCAUCUGGCAAUGCGUACAUGAUGCAGGCGAAAGAAGUACAGCAAGAAUAUUGCACCACAGCCGAGGCUGUUCUGGAGGGUUUUCUCUAUUCGAAAGAUCAAGGAGCGUACGGCCACAAUUAA
This is a messenger RNA of Exophiala bonariae, 690 nucleotides long. RefSeq lists its product as uncharacterized. Bases 1 to 690 code for a protein of 229 amino acids. The record is from RefSeq and is a predicted model, not a curated record. The transcript has a single exon. Lineage: Eukaryota; Fungi; Ascomycota; Eurotiomycetes; Chaetothyriales; Herpotrichiellaceae.